AUGGCACGUAUGCUGACGGUAUUCGAGCGGAAAAGUGGCCAAUGGGCGCUUGGCUCUUGGCUCUGCCUCUGUUUGUCGCUGCAGAGCUUGAUCUCAUUGACCGGGUGCGAGCCGGCUGGCAGCGGUGGCAUUGCUACAGAUGUUCAUGGCAAUCUGCAUUUAAACAGCUCGGAAGGAUCUGCCGUUUUUAUCAACGACCUUCCAAUCGUAUCAACGCUCCGCAGUCAGCGCCAAGCUCUGGCCUCGCUCCAGCAGCGCCUCAACACGUUACAAGAUCAGCUCGUCGUCGACUUUAGCGGCAACGUCUCCUGCAGCUUUGUCCUCCCCCAUGGUACCCAGCACCUGAAUGGCCAUGUCAACCUGACAAGUUGUCCCGAACUGACCGCUCCCCGCCUCUACCAAUUCCUGGGUCGCCUUGUCACCCUCAAUGGGGAUCUCACCAUCCAGGCUAAUCCUGCCCUGGCCAAUCUUGAUGGCUUGCGAGCUCUGACUACCAUUGCUGGAAACGUCCAUAUUGUCUCCAACCCGCUGCUCGCCAACAUUGAUGGCCUCGGUGGUCUUCAAUCCAUCGGUGGCAGCCUCAAAUUAGAGGAUAACGCCGCCUUGACCAAUCUUGAAGGUCUAAGCCGCCUCAACGUGCUGGGUCAAGCUAUGAGCAUCGAGUCGAAUCCCGUCCUGGCCAAUUUGGAUGGUUUGAGGAAUCUGACAUCGGAUUCACUCCAAUCGCUCUACAUUCGUAACAAUGCUGCUCUCUCCCACAUUGAUGGGUUGCAUGGCCUAACCCUGGUCGUCAACUCCGUCACCAUUCAGAACAAUCAAAAUCUUUCUUCUGUCGACGGCCUCAACCGUCUCACCACCGUGGGCUUUGCGUUUAUCUCUGCAAAUCAUGCCCUCACCAAUCUGGAUGGCCUAGCUGCCCUGCGCUCCGUCCACCAGCAUCUCAGGAUUCAGAAUAACCGUGCUCUGCAACAAGUGCGGGGGUUGCGACGUCUGGAAGCCGUGACGUUCGACCUUAGCAUCAACACUAAUUUUGCAUUGACAAGCCUUGACGGACUGGAUGCGCUUACGAUUGUGGGCAGGGAUCUGACAAUGAUGAGAAACAUCAAUCUCACGGACUUUGAUGGCUUUGGCGCUUUGCAAAGCGUGGGCGGGUCAAUUACCAUGCGGGCCAAUAUUGCACUGGUGACCAUCGAUGGAUUUGCCAACCUCACAUCAAUCGGCAGCUUUCUCUCCAUCAGAGACAACAACGCGUUGCAGAGCGUGCACGGCUUUACGCAACUCACAUCCGUUGGCACUUAUGUCAACUUUUGCAACAACCCGAUUGAGGACAUCAAUGCCACUCAAAUUCGGUUUGGAGCCCUUGGUGAUCCAUCCAAUUCUUGCCAAGCCUUUGUUACCUCGGAUUGUUCUUCCUGUGUGUGAUUAGCCGGCUGGGGGGGGGGGAGGCGUGGGGCGUGAAGGGAAGGAAGAAGUCUUGUCCCCCCCUUUCCUCAUCCAUCAGGAGCAGGCUCGUCAACUUGCUUGCUUUGAAGGAAGAAGUGGCAGAGGCUCAAUUCAUCCAAGAGUCAGCUGUC
Molecule: messenger RNA, 1574 nt
Organism: Monosiga brevicollis MX1
Lineage: Eukaryota; Choanoflagellata; Craspedida; Salpingoecidae
Exons: 13
Coding region: 1-1422 (473 amino acids)
Cellular component (GO): plasma membrane; cell wall
Source: RefSeq, a predicted model, not a curated record